AACUUGCAUCUAAUGAACAACUUACCUCAAACAACAAUGUUCAAGCUAAAAAACAAGAAUUGGAUGAGGUUUUUGACUUUAAUAAACCAAAGCUAUUAUUUCUUAUAGGAGACCUCAAGAACUUACCUACAGAAAUUUACUUAGAUUAUCUUACCCUUAAAGCUAUAUUAUCAGCUCAUACAACUGCAAAAAAUAGAAAAGAUAUGUUUGGAGAUAAGCUCAAGGAUCUGGUUAAAGAGGAAAAUAAACAUGACUAUUCUUCUUCUGAAGAAGAAGAUAAACCAGAUAAAACAAAAAUGCAAGGCAAUAACAAAGAAGCAUCUGAUUUAUGUUAG
Molecule: messenger RNA, 335 nt
Organism: Cetraspora pellucida
Lineage: Eukaryota; Fungi; Glomeromycota; Glomeromycetes; Diversisporales; Gigasporaceae
Source: the annotation of a GenBank genome assembly